GGCAGCUCGGAUGCUUGUAGCAUGAAGCCUCGCGGUGGUUCAUAGUCAUGAAUUCAACGAGUUUCGUAACGUUUGCAUUUACAAUCUGCUGCUUGUCUGUGCAAACCAUCCUCGCACGACGACACACCGUAAUGAUACCGACUACCUUUGUAUUGUGUCAUCACCGUGACUCAUCUAGAUUUGUUGUCGAGAUUGAGGGCGGCCUAGUUGGAACUUGGCUGUGUACCGUGACGAUGCGGUACUCUCCGAACAUCUCUGGCACUGUCGUAUUUUCACUGGGCCCGAGUGAUGCGGCAUGGCCUCAGGCUGCAGUGUACUUCUUGAACCGAAUAGGACGUCGACCGCAGGAGGAAUCAAUGGCCAUUCAUGGGGAGAUCGAUUACCAGUGAAAAUUGGUGCGAGAAACGUCUGGACGGUGUUGCAACUUGCCUGUUCUACCAGUAGUGAGUGCGAGGUGGGUGACUCGUGACCUGGAGGAGAGUUGAAGGGUAACACCCUCGGCAUUUACCGAGGACCUUCUGCCACUUGUCAUGCACCGCCCAGUGUCAAUUGAAACCGCCCUCGACAACAAAAUUUGGACGAAUACACGGACAGGUCUGCACAUAAGCAGCAGAUGGCAAAUGCAAACGUUGCUAAUCCAUGCAACUGGGAAACGAG
Suillus discolor is the source of this 657-nucleotide messenger RNA. RefSeq lists its product as uncharacterized. The transcript has a single exon. The coding region runs from base 48 to 389 and encodes 113 amino acids. Lineage: Eukaryota; Fungi; Basidiomycota; Agaricomycetes; Boletales; Suillaceae. The record is from RefSeq and is a predicted model, not a curated record.